CUUCAGUAUUUUGUGUUAACAUCAUUAUCGGUCCUGACCUGUGAACUCCCCGACUAUCCCCAAAAGCCAGUUGACCAAAUUUUGUGCUUUGGGAUUGAUCCUUUAAGAUAGAUCGCGCCACGAAUACUUACAGCCCUGGUUCACCAUCACCCACCGCGAGUCUUAGCAGAAGCUCCACCACUAUGCACAGCCCAUCACCCCAGCUUCUGCGCGCCUUGCGCACUUCUAUCUUCGCCGACCGCAGCGUCAAUUUCUGUGCCCAGCUCACAUCCCGCUCUCGCUCGCCUCUCUCUCGACUUGGCCUCUCGGUCCCAUCUCUGCGGUACAACAGCAGCAAUGCCCGCCCUACCCGCAUGAUUCCUCGCGCCCACAGCGCAAAGCCCUCGACUCACGACCGCGGCCCUCAGUCGACGGAAGACACGCAGACGGACUUCGCCGCCCUCAAUGUCCUCGGCAACAUCCCCGCGCCGACCACGGCUGUCGAUGCCACUCUGGACACCGGGUUCCACCUCAACAACGGGGUGAAGAUCACUGGUGGCGACGGCGUCAUGCUCGUGGGCGGAGAGGCGUUCCCGUGGCGUCCGUGGCAGGCAGCCCCCGGGGGUCACCGGGAUGGUAUGCUCAACAAGAAGAGUCAAUUCGAGCUCGACGAGCAGGUCUGGGGUGUAUUAGAUUUGGUGUGGCCUCGUCCUGACCUCCUCAUUCUUGGCAUGGGUGAAUAUGUUUUCCCUCUAUCGCCGGAGACGAAGAAAUAUCUCAAUUCCCUGGGCGUGCGGGUUGAAGUGGCCGACACUCGCAAUGCGGCGGCUCAGUUCAAUUUGCUUGCUACCGAGAGAGGCGUGUCGGAGAUCGCUGCGGCUAUGGUUCCGAUCGGAUGGAAGGGGAAUGUCAGAAGAUAGAUUACUGUGCACCGCAUAUCACCUUGUGGUGAGGUUUUCAUGGUGGAUGGUCGGGUACAUGGAGGUUGAUAGCUGUAAAUUACCAGGUUGGGAAAACAGUACCCUGUGCGACCCUGUGUGAGAGGGUACUAGCACGCGAUGGGUAGAACAUCUACUAGAGGCUUGUAUUCUUUCUCUACUCUUUAUCUUCUUCUUAUUCUUCUGUGGUAAUGUAUGUAUAUUAUGGAUAAAGAGC
This is a messenger RNA of Aspergillus uvarum CBS 121591, 1134 nucleotides long. RefSeq names its product Mth938-like domain-containing protein. The record is from RefSeq and is a predicted model, not a curated record. NCBI's taxonomy places the organism in Eukaryota, Fungi, Ascomycota, Eurotiomycetes, Eurotiales, Aspergillaceae. Bases 183 to 899 code for a protein of 238 amino acids. Gene Ontology annotation, biological process: mitochondrial respiratory chain complex I assembly. The transcript has 2 exons. Gene Ontology annotation, cellular component: mitochondrial inner membrane.